This is a messenger RNA of Cynara cardunculus var. scolymus (artichoke), 3187 nucleotides long. Its product is annotated as receptor protein kinase CLAVATA1-like. The coding region runs from base 1 to 3042 and encodes 1013 amino acids. NCBI's taxonomy places the organism in Eukaryota, Viridiplantae, Streptophyta, Magnoliopsida, Asterales, Asteraceae. Gene Ontology annotation, biological process: protein phosphorylation. The record is from RefSeq and is a predicted model, not a curated record. Gene Ontology annotation, molecular function: ATP binding; protein binding; protein kinase activity. The transcript has 3 exons.
AUGCAUGAAGUUCAAGCCUCUUUUACGAUCCACAUGAUCAUACCUCUCUCUACUCUACUUCUUCCUUCCUCUGAGGCUAUAAAAACCGUACCACCACUCGUCACUUCUUCUCUGCGAUCUUCCACCAUGAAUUUUGUUUUUCUUCAUGUUUUCUUCUUGAUUCUUUUGGAAUUUUCAAAUGGGUUUUCAGAUUUUGAUGCUUUGAUGAAGCUCAAAGCUUCCAUGGUCGCACCAAACAGGUCUGGUUUGGAUGACUGGAAAGUUGAGAACUCCAGUUUGAAUACACAUUGUUCGUUUUCUGGAGUUUCGUGUGAUGAGAACUUUCGUGUGACGUCGUUGAUGAUAUCUCAUGUUCCUCUGUUCGGAACUAUCCCGCCGGAGAUUGGGAUUCUGAACAAGCUGGUCAAUCUCACGCUUGUCUCGGAUAAACUCACCGGUGAACUUCCCAUGGAGAUAUCUAAUUUGACUUCAAUUAGAUUCAUUAAUAUCUCUGCUAACUCUCUCACUGGGGAGUUUCCGGGAGGGAUUGUGGCGGGAAUGGCGUUGCUGGAGGCGUUCGACGUUUACAACAAUAAUUUCAGUGGGAGGUUGCCGUUGGAAUUUGUGAAGUUGAAGAAUCUGAAAAUUUUGUAUCUCGGAGGUAAUUUUUUCAGCGGACACAUCCCGGAAGCUUACUCGGAGUUCCAGAGUUUACAGAAGUUAGGUUUGCAAGCAAACGAGCUUUCCGGGAGGAUUCCGGCGAGCUUAUCACGGUUGUCGACGCUUCAUGAGCUUCUUAUCGGGUAUUUCAACAGUUACGAAGGAGGAAUUCCGCCGGAGUUCGGUUCUUUCAAAUCGUUAAAACUACUCGACCUCGGAGGUUGUAAUCUAACCGGAGAGAUUCCGGCAAGCCUUGCAAACCUGAAGAUGUUGCAUUCUCUGUUUCUUCAGUUAAACAAUCUCACCGGCGAAAUACCAUCGGAACUUUCUGGAUUAGUCAGCUUGAUGUCGCUUGAUCUCUCCAAUAACAAUCUAACCGGUGGCAUACCGUUGACGUUCUCGGAAUUGAAAAAUCUGACGUUGCUUAAUCUGUUCCGCAACCGUCUCGCCGGACCUCUUCCUCCGUUCAUCGGUGAUCUCCCGAAUCUUGAGGUUCUUGAGAUUUGGGAGAAUAAUUUCACGUUUCAACUCCCCGAGAAUCUCGGCCGUAACGGCAGACUACUUAUGCUGGACGUCACCGGAAAUCACCUCACCGGACCAGUUCCAAAAGAUUUGUGCAAAGGAGGCAAGUUACGGAUUUUGAUUCUGAUGGAGAAUUACUUCUUUGGACCCCUACCGGAAGAGCUUGGCGGCUGUAAAUCCUUGACCAAGAUUCGAAUCACGAAGAAUUUUAUCAACGGAACUAUUCCCGCCGGCAUCUUCAACUUGCCGGAGCUUACCAUGCUCGAGCUCGACGACAACUACCUCACUGGCGAACUUCCGGAGAGAAUGUACAGCCAGUCUCUUCAAAGUGUUUCAAUGGCUAACAACUGGAUCACUGGUAAGAUACCUCCGGCGUUUGGUGAUCUGGUGAAUUUAACAACUCUAUCUCUGCAAUCAAAUAAGUUUGUCGGAGGGAUUCCGGAAAAGAUGUUGAAUCUGAAAAAACUGUACAAAAUCAACGUCAGCGACAAUAAUCUCAGCGGUGAGAUUCCGGCUUCUAUUGCUACAUGUGUUCAGCUUACCUCCCUCGAUUUCAGCCGGAACAACUUGAUUGGUGAAUUUCCGAGAGGAAUUCUAAAUUUGUUCAACUUGAACAUCCUUAAUGUAUCUGGAAAUCAAUUCAAAGGAGAGAUUCCGAGUAAAUUAGGUCACAUGAAGAGCUUGACCGUGUUGGACCUUUCGUACAAUCAGUUCUCCGGCAAUGUGCCAAUGGACGGACAGCUGAAGGAUUUCAGCGACACUAUCUUCGCCGGUAACCUAAACCUUUGUUUACCAGAGAAAGCUCACUGUCCGAUCAUCUCUAGAUCCAAAAACAAGAACCAUUCGAUCACCACAUCGAAGAUGAUGAUCAUGAUUAUCGCCUUAAUCACAACUGUAUCAUUAUUCAUACUAACAUUCAUCAAAAUAAAAAAGAAACACCUGGAGCGAUCCAAAGUCUGGAAGCUAACCACUUUCCAACGCUCAGAUCUAAAAGUUGAAGAUGUUCUUGAUUGUUUGAGAGAUGAAAAUAUAAUUGGCAAAGGCGGUGCUGGAAUUGUGUACCGUGGAUCAAUGGCCAAUGGUGUUGACGUAGCAAUCAAGCGGUUAAUGGGUCGGAACCAUGGGUUCGACGCUGAGAUCCAAACAUUAGGAAGGAUCAGGCACAGAAACAUCGUGAGAUUGCUUGGUUACGUAUCGAAUCGUGAAAGCAAUUUGCUGAUUUACGAAUACAUGUCUCAUGGGAGCUUAGGAGAGAUUUUGCACGGACCAAAAGGGGCGCAUUUGCAGUGGGAAACGAGGUACAAGAUCGCGGUGGAGGCCGCCAAGGGAUUAUGUUAUCUCCACCAUGAUUGCUCGCCGAUGAUCUUGCAUCGAGACGUGAAGUCCAACAAUAUACUGUUGGAUUCCGAUUAUGAAGCUCAUGUUGCUGAUUUCGGGCUUGCUAAGUUCUUGAGGGAUUCUGGUGCUUCCGAAUGCAUGUCUUCCAUUGCUGGAUCUUACGGAUACAUUGCACCAGAGUAUGCAUACACAUUAAAAGUGGACGAAAAGAGUGAUGUGUACAGCUUUGGAGUUGUACUUCUUGAACUGAUAGCCGGUAAAAAGCCGGUUGGGGAAUUUGGUGAUGGGGUGGAUAUAGUGAGAUGGGUUCGGGAGACCAUAUCGGAGCAUUAUGAGCCAUCGGAUGCAGCAGCAGUGGUAGCGGUGUUGGAUCCAAGGCUCAAAGGGUACCCGUUGGCAAGUGUGAUCAACCUCUUCAAAAUCGCAAUGAGUUGCGUGGAGGACGAGAGCACGGCUAGGCCUACGAUGAGGGAAGUGGUCCACAGGUUAACGAAUCCUCCACCAUCGCAGCCACAACCCCAGCCAUGCUUGCUGACUCCUUGAAGAAACGGUUCGUUGUUUUUGUUGAUAAUGAUGGUUGUGAUGAACAAUAUAGGGGUAAAAUUGUAAUAAGUUUUGACACUUUUGGGUCAGAAGUAGACAAAUUCCUUGUGUCUUUGUUUAUGAUCAUGAAUGUUGAUUGUUUUCU